This is a messenger RNA of Physeter macrocephalus (sperm whale), 2014 nucleotides long. It is a transcript of the gene UBE3D, whose product is annotated as ubiquitin protein ligase E3D. NCBI's taxonomy places the organism in Eukaryota, Metazoa, Chordata, Mammalia, Artiodactyla, Physeteridae. Gene Ontology annotation, cellular component: cytosol; nucleus; ubiquitin ligase complex. The transcript is spliced from 12 exons. Gene Ontology annotation, biological process: proteasome-mediated ubiquitin-dependent protein catabolic process; protein autoubiquitination; protein polyubiquitination. Gene Ontology annotation, molecular function: ubiquitin protein ligase activity; cyclin binding; ubiquitin conjugating enzyme binding. The record is from RefSeq and is a predicted model, not a curated record. The coding region runs from base 95 to 1465 and encodes 456 amino acids.
CCGCUGCCGCUCCUGCUCCGGCUCGGGCCGCACGUGCAGCCCCUUUCCGGCCCUGGUGCCCGGGGUCGCCGGAGGCCCUGGCUGGGUACCUGCCAUGGCGGCGGCUGCGGCGGAGGCGCGCGUGUUCCUGGAGGUGCGGAGACGGCUGCACAGCGCGCUGCUGAUUCUGGGCGAUCCAAACGAAGGAGGUCUGCCCAUGGAUGUCUGCGUAACGCCGACCUCGCUCCAGUUGAAAAGCCCGGGCGGCUGCACGGAGCUCUGGCUGCCAGCAGGGGUCAGGCUUGUCCCGUCCUCCUGCCGCGGGCUGCAGCACGUGGCCGGGGACGGGCUGCACCUGCGGCUGCAGGCGCGGGCGGAAUUCUGCCCAAACCUGAUCUCAGUGUUUAAUCAAAGCUCCCAAGCCCAAGGAUGUUGCACGUUUUAUUGCCAGUCCUGCGGUGAGAUCAUCAUAAGGAACAGGAAGCUCCUGAGGGUGCUGUCCCUGCCACACGAAAACUGGGGUGCUCUGGUUGACGAGUGGUGUUGUCACCCUAACCCCUUUGCUAAUAAGCCUCUUCAUCCACAAGAGAAUGACUGUUUCACUGGAGACUGUUUCUUCUUGGUGAAUUUAAGACAUGAUUUACAGCAGCCGAGACCUGAAGUAGCCCCAGUGGAGACACGCUGUCUUUCUUCUGAGAACCAUUUAAAAAUGAAACCAAAGGCAAAUACCAAAGUAAUUUGUAAGCGUUGCAAGGUAAUGUUGGGAGAGACUGUGUCAUCAGAAACCACUAAGUUUUAUAUGACAGAGAUAAUUAUUCAGCCAUCUGAAAGAAAUUUUCCCAUCAUACCAAGGUCUCAGUUUGUACAGAGCGUUAUUGCCCAGUGCCUGGUGGAACUCUCCUCCGCUAGAAGCACUUUUAGAUUCACUCUUCAAGGACAGGACGGCAAAGUGUACAUCUUGCUAUGGCUUUUAAACUCAGACAGUUUGGUGAUUGAAGCUUUGGAAAGUUCCACAAGUAUCAAAAAAUUCCCUCUGUUGGAAGACUUAUUGAAGGCCGAUUCCAGUUCUUCCUGGAAUGCUGUCAAGGUCCUCUACCAGCCAUGCAUCAAAAGCAGGAAUGCAGAGCUCGCCAGCUCGUGGGAAAGUGACAUCAGUGUCCACUGCCUCACCCUGCCCUCUGCAACCUGCUUGGAGCUGCUGUUGAUAUUGUCAAGGAGUAAUGCCACGUUGCCUCCCUCCCUCCGCUGCAUGAAUUCUUUCCAGCUCCAAGGUCUGCCCACUGCGCCCGGCCAUCCGAACUGUGUGGAUGGGAUUUUCCAGGCCAUAGAGCCCCAGAACCGAGGCUUCUUUUUCUUAUCCAGGCUUCUUCUGCUUUCGGUUUCAACUUCUGUUUCUGACUCUGAUCCUGGUCCAUUGAAACAUGUGUGGCUUAGGAAUUUUCCAGUGGUUUGGCGUUUGCAUGUAUUUUACUUGUGGCCUUUUUGAAGAUGUAACUGCGGGAGCUGACACAUUCCUCUCCACAGCACGGGGCGCUCCGGCAGCCAGCCGUCGGCCCAGUGGGCAACAAUUACAGAGACAAGAACCCGGCUACGGAGAACAGGGCAUUGCAGUUUUGAGUUUACUUGCCUGCAUAUAUUCGCUAAGAGAAGAGAUAACUUGAAAUCUCUGAAAAGCCAAGGCUGUGAAGAAAGUCAUAGUAGCAGGUUGAGAGAUAAGUGUAGAAUUUACGUCUCUAUUUCCCACCGAGAGGAAUAUUCAAAUAUAUGCUGUGUCAGCACCACCUGGAGAGAGAGAGCUGGUGGAGACCCAUCUGUCCUGUGCAGGAUGCAGCAAGGGGCGUCACUGGUGGAACUGAAUGUUAGCUGCUGCAAAUCGUAGGACAUAAACUUUCAGAGAACUUCGCAGGCUCGUAUAAAAACAUUUUUUUAAAAGAAAAUAUGGAAUUUUGUAUACCUUAUUCAGAGGAGAUGCUCAGUAAAUAAAUGUUCGUUGAAUGCAUGAUUAUCAAAUUAAAGGGGUUCCCAUCUAUGCAAA